AUGGCCGCCCUCCCGAGCACCGCCGCCUGCGCCUCCGCCCGCGCCGGCCCGGCCGCGGGGAUCCUCGACUACGCCGCCAUCCACGCCUGCCUGCUCCGCGGGGACCGCCGCCUCUCCCUCCCCAUCCUCACCCUCCUCCUCCUCGCCCACUUCCGCUUCCUCGCCGCCGCCGCGGGCGCGCACUUCUCCCCGGCCGUCUCGCGCCUCGCGUCCCGCCUCCGCCUCUCGCCCUCCAUGGCCGCCGUCACGCUCCUCGCGCUCGGCAACGGCGCCCCGGACGCCUUCGCCUCGGCCGCCGCGCUCCGCGGCGCGGGCGGGCUCCCGCGUGCGGGCCUCGCCGCCAUCCUCUCCGCGGGCGCCUUCGUGUCCGCGUUCGUCGUCGGCGCCGUCGCCCUCAUCGCGGCCCCCUUCGCCGUCCCGCCGGCCUCCUUCGCGCGCGACGUCUUCUUCUACCUCGUCGCCGCCUCCGCGCUCUUCUGCGUCUACCUCAGCGCCGAGAUUUUCCUCUGGCAGGCCGUGGGGCUCGUCCUCUUCUACGUCUUCUUCGUCGGGCUCGUCUUCUACAUGGACUUGGGCGCCGCGGGGAAGCUCGUCAGCUCCGCCGAGCUCGAGAUGGGCCGCGCCGCCAUGGAUUUGCCUGUCUCCGUGGAGCAUGGGAAGCAACGCGCUGCCACUAUUUGGACGGUGCUAACCAAGGUAACAAGGGUUUGGGAUUGGCCUGUGACAUUUCUUCUGAAGCUCACGAUACCAUCAACACUUCCUUCUGAGUGGAACAGAUUUUAUGUCUGUGCAAACAUCUGUUUGUGUCCUCUCAUACUGUUAUAUUCCUUUAGUUCAUUCAUUCCAUUGGAUAGCCGAAUAGUGUUUCUUUUCCCUCAAAUCCGCUUUCCCCUCUGGUCUGUUGUGCUUCUGGUUAGCUUUUGUUUGGCUCUAUCCCACUUCCGUUUUGAGAAAGAAACACCAGAAAGAGAAAACAUUGCGAGUACCCUCAUAUCGUUUGUAAUGAGUGUCUUCUGGAUCUCAACCAUGGCUGGAGAGCUCCUGAACUGCCUGGCAGCAAUUGGAGUCAUUAUGGAUCUCCCUCCGGCUAUUCUUGGCAUGACAGUUUUGGCAUGGGGCAAUUCUAUCGGUGAUCUUGUUGCUGACGUGGCAUUGGCCAAGAAUGGCCAACCUACGAUCGCCAUCGCUGGCUGCUUUGCUGGCCCAAUGUUCAACAUGCUUGUUGGAUUAGGAACGGCCCUAGUGAUGCAAACAGCAAGAGUGUAUCCAAAAGCCUUUGUACUUGAAUUCCAUGUUGGAAUUGUUGUUGCAUUUGUAUUUCUUCUUCUGAGCUUGAUGGGAACCCUUUUUGUGGUCACCUGGGCCAGAUUUAGGGUACCAAGAUUCUGGGGCUACUGCCUUAUGGGGCUGUAUGUAUUGUUUACCAUAGUGAGUAUCGCCAUUGCGAGCUCCUCUGGAUGAUAAUCUUCUAUAUAAAUAGCAGCUCAUAGGUUGUGUAUACUGUAAUUGUUUUACAGUUCUGGUUGGUACAAAGCAAGGGUACCAUUUGAAA
This is a messenger RNA of Lolium rigidum, 1552 nucleotides long. RefSeq names its product cation/calcium exchanger 5-like. Gene Ontology annotation, molecular function: monoatomic cation transmembrane transporter activity. NCBI's taxonomy places the organism in Eukaryota, Viridiplantae, Streptophyta, Magnoliopsida, Poales, Poaceae. The record is from RefSeq and is a predicted model, not a curated record. Gene Ontology annotation, biological process: transmembrane transport; monoatomic cation transport. Gene Ontology annotation, cellular component: membrane. The transcript is spliced from 2 exons. The coding region runs from base 1 to 1461 and encodes 486 amino acids.